Trichechus manatus latirostris (Florida manatee) is the source of this 3165-nucleotide messenger RNA. RefSeq names its product serine peptidase inhibitor Kazal type 5 (gene SPINK5). The coding region runs from base 1 to 3165 and encodes 1054 amino acids. Gene Ontology annotation, molecular function: protein binding. The record is from RefSeq and is a predicted model, not a curated record. NCBI's taxonomy places the organism in Eukaryota, Metazoa, Chordata, Mammalia, Sirenia, Trichechidae. The transcript has 31 exons.
AUGAAGAUAGUUAUGGUGCCAAUGCUUCUGACCCUGACUCUUUGCCUCAUACAAGAUGCUGCCAGCAAGGAUGAAAAUCAGGAAACAUGUGAUGAAUUCCGAGCAUUGAUGAAGACUGGAAAAUUAUUUUGUCUCCAGAAUAAAGGUCUUUUUCAAAGCCCUGAUGGAAUAAUGCUCAUCCAAAAAUGUGCCAGGUGCAAAGUGAUAUUGGAAAAAGAAGCAAAAUCCCAGAAAAGGGCCAGGCAUUUGGCAAGAGCCACCAGAGCCACUGACCCAGCAAAGGAUGUGUGUAGUGAUUUUCGGCCCUAUGUGAAGGACGGAAGACUUGGAUGCACAAGGGAAAAUGAUCCUGUUCUUGGUCCUGAUGGGAGGAUGCAUGGCAAUAAGUGUGCGAUGUGUGCUGAGCUGUUUUUAAAAGAAGCUGAAGAAAAUGCCAAGCGAGAAGCUGAAACCAGAAUUGGACAAAAUGCUGAAAAGGAUUUUUGCAAGGAAUAUGAGAACCAAGUGAGGAAUGGGAAACUUAAUUGUAUACGUGAGAGUGACCCAGUCCGUGGCCCUGAUGGCAGGAUGCAUGGCAGCAAAUGUGCCCUGUGUGCAGAAUUUUUUAAACAACAUUUUUCAGAAGAAAAACAUAAAGCAGAUGAGAACCUGAGAAAGGCUAAAGAAAAAGUUAAAGUUAAAAGAGAAAUUGAGAAACUCUGCAGAGAAUAUCAGGAUCGCGCGAAGAACGGAAUGCUUUUCUGUACCAGAGAAAAUGAGCCUAUUCGUGGUCCAGAUGGAAAAAUGCACAGCAACUUAUGUUCCAUGUGCCAAGCCUUCUACCAAGCAGAAGCUGAAGAAAGGAAAAAGGCUGAAGCCGAAGCAAGAAAUAAAAGAGACUCUGAAAAGGCACCCUCAUAUGCAGAGCUGUGCAAUGAAUACCGCAAAUUUGUGAGGAAUGGAAUACUCGCUUGCACUAGAGAGAACGACCCUAUCCACGGCCCUGAUGGGAAAAUGCAUGGCAACACCUGCUCCAUGUGUGAGGCCUUCUUCCAAACGGAAGAAGAGGAAAAGAAAAAGAAGGAAGGUGAUUCAAGAGAUAAAAGACCAUCUGAGACUACAACUUCAUUUGAGGAGUUGUGCAGUGAAUAUCGCAAAUUUAUGAAGAAUGGACGGCUUCUCUGCACUAGAGAGAAUGACCCCAUCCAGGGCCCAGAUGGGAAAAUGCAUGGGAAUACUUGUUUCAUGUGUGAAGCCCUCUUUCAACAACAAGAAAGAGCAAGAGCAAAGGCUAAAAGAGACGCUGCAAAGGACCUCUGCAGCGAAUUUCGGGACAAAGUGAAAAAUGGGAUGCUCGUAUGUACCUGGGAGAAUGAUCCUGUCUUUGGCCCAGAUGGAAGAAUGCAUGGAAAUAAGUGUGCUAUGUGUGCAAGUGUGUUAAAAUCUGAAGUAGAUGAGAAGAAAAAUAACGAGAAGGAAGAAAAGGAAAAACUUGAGGCUGAAAACGUUAAGAUAGAAGCAGUACAGAAGCUGUGCAGUGAAUACCGCAACUAUGUAAGGAAUGGGCAGCUCGUAUGUACCAGAGAGAACAACCCCAUCGAGGGUCCAGAUGGGAAAAUUCAUAGCAAUACUUGCUCCAUGUGUGAGGCCUUCUUCCGGCAAGAAGAAAAAGAAAAAGAAGUUAAAGCCAGAGCAAUAGCUAAAAGAGCAGCUGAAAAGGAUAUAUGUAGUGAAUUUCGGAGUCUUUUGCAAAAUGGAAGUAUUUUCUGCACACGAGAAAAUGAUCCUGUGCUUGGCCCAGAUGGCAAGACCCAUGGCAACAAGUGUGCCAUGUGUAAAGAAAUCUUCCAGAAAGAAGAUGAGGAAAGAAAGAGGAAAGAAGAGGAAGGUCAGAGAACUGUGUCAGGAUAUGGUCCCAAUGGUGGUGGUGGUGGAGGUGGAAAAUCUCAGGACCAAUGUGCUGAAUACCGGGAAAAAAUGGAAAAUGGAAAACUCAAUUGUACUCGGGAGAGUGAUCCUGUAUGUGGUGCUGAUGGAAAAUCAUACAAUAAAUGUACCACGUGUAAAGAAAUACUUCAAAGAGAAGCAAAUGAAAAAAAUAAUUCUGACUUCAGAUCAAAUGAGUCUGAAUCAGCAUCAGAAAAGGACAUAUGUGAUGAGUUUAAAAGUCAAAUGAAAAAUGGACAACUUAUCUCUACUUGGGAGAGUGACCCUGUCCGGGGUCCAGACAGCAAGACACACGGCAAUAAGUUUGCAAUGUGUAAAGAAAGACUAUGUUCUUCCAUUGUUUCUUCCCGGGAAAGGGAAGCAGCUGAAAAAAAGAAGAAAGAGGAGAAAGACACGAGAAAAAGUAAUGAAAAGAGCAAUGAAAAAGAGGAUCAGUGUCAUGAAUUCAGGAACCUACUGAGAGGGGGAUAUCUUCUGUGCACCAAAGAAAAUGACCCUGUUCAAGGCCCAGAUGGCAAGAUGCAUGUCAACAAGUGUGCAAUGUGUCAGAGUGUCUUUGAGCAAGAAGCUAAUGAAAGAAAAAAGAAUGAUGAAGAAAAAUCACGUGCGAAAACUUCAAAUGACUCGAAGGGCCAGUGCAGAGAGGUUCCAAAUGAAGCAGAGAAUGGAAAGCUUAGACAGUCUGGACAUCCCUUGACCUUCAUUGCCAGGAUAAGUGCAGAUGAGUGCAGUAACUUUCGGCAGUACGUUAGGAGUGAGUCACUCAUCUGCACUCAAGAGAAUGACCCUGUGCGUGGUGCCGACGGAAAGUUCUAUAAAAACAGGUGCUUCAUGUGCAGAGCUGUCUUUCAAAAACAAGCAUUGGAAAAGGCAAGAAUUCUAGAAAAGCCAACUCAUGUUGGAUCUUCUGAAGAAGAAGACGGCCCAGAUUCCCCCAAUAUUUUGCUGGAUUCUGAUAUGUGCAAACACUAUCGAGUAUUGCCCAGGGUGGGUUACCUUUGCCCAAAGAACUUACAGCCUGUCUGUGGUGAUGAUGGCCAGACAUACAACAAUCCCUGCAUGCUCUGUCAUGAAAACCUGAUACGCCAAACUAAUACACACAUACGUUUUAUAGGGAGGUGUGAGGAGAAUAGCACACCAGGAAAAUCACCGCUCAGCCUGUCUACACCUGUAAGUACAAGGACGUUCCUGAUUAUGAUGUUAGAACACAUUGGUCCUGCUUCUGUAAUUUUGCACUAG